AUGGCUGUCACUGCCGCUGCCGCUGCCGCUCCGGCGAGUUUUUUCUUCCCUCUGUGCCAGAGACUUAACAAGGAAUGCGUCUCGCAGCGGCCCGCCCCGCCCCGGCCCAAGAAGGCGCCCAAGAGGUCCAGGGUCGCCGAGCUGGAGAAGCGGCUGGACGAGCUGUCGUCGCAGUUUGCCGAAGGCGGCGUCGUUGCCGCGCUGCAUUCAGGGGCCAGGCCGUCUACAAUAGCAGCAGCAGCAGCAUCAACAGCAUCGUCAACAACGACCAAUGAGCAGCGGUCAGUCCCUGAGCGCCUCGGACAGCAGCAGCAACAGCAACAGCAGCAACGAAAGAGGAAAAAGUGCGACAGUGUAGUCACCUUUGAGUACCUCUUCCCGUCCCCCCGGUCAGAAAGCGCCGAGGCAUCGGGGUGGAGCUCCGAGGCCGGAUGCAACGACUGCGUCCCUGGUAGUGGCAGUGGCAGUGGGGGAGCGCCAUCAUCGUCGUCGCCGUCGUCGUCGUCGUUGGUCGACCAGCUGUGGCCCGCCGCCCCCGAGGCCGAGGCGCUGCUGCUCCAGUACCACGAAACGCACGCGCCCCUGACGCCGUUUGUGGUCAUCCCGCGGCAUCUGACGGCGGCGGAGCUGCGGCGGCAGAGGCCGUUCCUGUGGCGCGUCGUGAUGAUGGUGAGCUGCUUCUUUGACGGGCCGAGGCAGCACCGGCUGGGGAAGGAGGUGUUGGCCGAGUUUGCGACGACGGCGGUGCUGGAUGGGAACAAGGGCUUGGAGAUGCUGCAGGGGCUGUUGCUGAUGAUUGGCUGGAUGAACUUUUCCUUGAGGAGUGCGCAGUUGACCAACCUAGUCUAUCUUGCACGGUCCAUGACUGUCAGUGCCAGUAGCCCAGGACUCCCCUGUGGCGCCGACAGCAAGGUGACGGAGGCGAAAUGGGGCGAGCUCGAGUAUGUUCGAGCAUACCUGGGCACGUACUAUGUCAACGCCAUUUCUUUCAUGCUGAUUGAUGCCAUGCGCAAAAGCGUCUUCAACACGAAUAAAAAGGCAGAUGCCUUUAUGAACACUUCCCAACUGGAUGCCUUUUGUAACCUCCUGUCCUCGCCGGGAGAAUAUCCUUCGGACAUUUACCUAGUCAAGCUCGUCAGGAUCCAGAUGCUGUCACAGUCGAUAUCCAUGGCCAUGACGUUUGAUCCUGCGCAGCCGCCGCCGAUGCAGCUGCCGUUGACAAUGGUGGUGCAGGACUUUCAGCAGCAGAUUGAGGCCUAUAGGGCGUCUUUGCCGCCUCAUCUGGCCGACAAUGGAACCCUCCAGUGUCACAUCGCCAUAUCCCAGAUCCUCCUCGCCGACAUCUCCAUCUCCGACGCCCACUGCUCCGCCCUCGCCAUCUCCCACCAAGACCGCAUCCAGCUCCUCUGGUCCUGCCUGCGCUCCCUGCGCCGCUACUACACCGUCCACGGCGCCAUCAAGUGCGACCAGGUCCAGGACACCGAGCAGCGCCACUUCCUCGGCCUCACCGCCCUCGACCUCGCCUAUGCCAUCGUCACCGGCAUCAAGAUGCUGCUCGUCCGAGUUCCCGGCUGGGACCCCCAGUCCAUCGUCUCCGAGCUGGGCAUCCGCGAAAUGGUCGACGAGGAGAUCCAGGCCGUUGCCGCCGUCGUGGCGCGGAGGCAGAGCGGCCGCUGGGAGGAGGAGGAUCCGCUGGGCAGGAUGCACAAGCUGCUGCAGUACGGGCGGGAUCUGAUUGACCUGCAGCUGCAGAAGCUCAGGAUGGAGGAGGGCGUGGGGAGCGGCGGCGCGGAUGCGGCGAGCGCGGCGACGCCCGCCGUGGCUGCGAGCAAGGAGGGCGGGCAGGGGUGGAUGAUGAUGGGGAUGGAGGACUUGGACGAUGAUCUGUGGCAGAGCUUCAUGAAUGAGACGGCGUGGAGCUUGAGCGGGGAGCCGAUGAUGACGGAUGCGUUUGCUGAUGUUGCCGUGUAA
Messenger RNA from Trichoderma reesei QM6a, 1971 nucleotides. RefSeq lists its product as uncharacterized. NCBI's taxonomy places the organism in Eukaryota, Fungi, Ascomycota, Sordariomycetes, Hypocreales, Hypocreaceae. Gene Ontology annotation, cellular component: nucleus. The transcript is spliced from 5 exons. Gene Ontology annotation, biological process: regulation of DNA-templated transcription. Gene Ontology annotation, molecular function: DNA-binding transcription factor activity, RNA polymerase II-specific; transcription cis-regulatory region binding. The coding region runs from base 1 to 1971 and encodes 656 amino acids. The record is from RefSeq and is a predicted model, not a curated record.